This is a messenger RNA of Cucurbita moschata (crookneck pumpkin), 804 nucleotides long. RefSeq lists its product as uncharacterized. The record is from RefSeq and is a predicted model, not a curated record. The coding region runs from base 91 to 678 and encodes 195 amino acids. The transcript is spliced from 2 exons. Lineage: Eukaryota; Viridiplantae; Streptophyta; Magnoliopsida; Cucurbitales; Cucurbitaceae.
AGGCAAAAACAUAAAAGAAAUGAAAAGAACAGCUCAGGCAAUACUCAGAUAUAAAAUGAUUGAUUCUUUUAUUUGUUUGCUCAAACUGCCAUGGCUUUCCUGAAACAUUGCCUCAGCCUCUGUGCUCUUCUGCACUGCUUGCUUUCUCUGUUGCAUUUAGUGAACGGUGAAGUUGAUUUAGAAGAGCUUUUCAAAGGCUUUAACAUCUACAAAAACUCACAAAGCCAGUUGUAUCUCAACAAAAACUCCAAAGCACAAUGUAUAGCAGAACAAAUCGCGAAGAAAUUGUACAACCAACUGCCUUGCAGUCGAACCAUCGACGGUGACGCCCUUUUGCCAUCGAACCAAAGCCAACUUCCAUUGUUCACUCAUUACUCAAGAAAGUGCCAAGUUAACCUCAAUCAUACACUAGAUGCUGUUAUUUUACCCAUAUACGUGCCUAACUCAGAAGCUGAGCUUGUGCUUGCUGGCUGCAAACAUUCUCAGGCUUCAAAGUACUUGGGUAAUACAACUUAUACAAGGGUAGGCCUUGCAAAAAAUAAAGAUUGUUUGGUGAUUGCUUUGGGUACUGAUGCACUUGGUGGAAGCUAUUCUGCUGGUGUCUCUCGGAUUCAAAAUAUCGGUCGGGUUUAUUGCUUGGGAUUUAUUGUUUUCGGGGUCAUUUCUUUGUUUUGGUGAGGAUCAAUAGCGCUUGUUUCCUUUCAUCUCCUACAUGUUACGAUUUACGUUCAAUGAACGUAACAAGGAGUCAUGUAAUGCAGUACACCUUCACUUUAUACAAUAUGGAACAGCUUGAAGAAUUUA